AUGGUAUCACGUAUUCAUUUAUAUCUACCGAGCCUUCCGCUACCUUCCCACGCCCAUUCAAAGAAUCUCUCGAGUUGGUUGGCAUCGAUCUAUGCACGAACUCAUCCAACUGAUGAUGAGGAUUUCUUUGAAAUUUCUACUCGUUAUGGCUCGUUUGCCUUGUUAAUGUUCUCAUUUGCUUCUGUUGCUGCUGGAACAAUCCUUCCACAACUCACGCCAACCACCUAUCCAAGCAAAAACAUAUUCACCGUAUAUAACAUUUAUACUGCCUCCCACUUGUUGUUUGCACUGUUUAUGAUGUGUACUUUCUUUGUAGAAACGGUGGGACAAUCGAUUGUACUCAUCGCAAGCAUUGGUAUCCCAUGGGCUGUGGCAAUGUGGGUACCAUUUGCGUUAGUUGGCGAAUUCGUCCAAAGAAAAGAAUUGUAUGACAGCAUCAAAGCCAAUGGUAAUGAUGUUGAAAGGGAAAUUGGUACAAGUGUAAGCUAUGCAUCUAUAUCAUCGGCGACAUCGUCACCAUCUCUUGCAGAAGAUUCUGAUGAGCAAGAAGAAUUUGACUCAGGAAUGAUUUUAGGCGUGCAUAACAUGUACAUUGUGUUCCCUCAAUUUAUUAUAUCGGUGAUUAGCGCGGCGAUAAUUAAACUUGUGGAGGAACUCACGAAUACGGGAGGCGGUAUCGAUAAUAUAGGAAAAAAUGAUGCAUACGGAUGGGUAUUUAGGUUUGGUGGAUUAAUGUCUUUGGUAGCUGCGUUCUUAUCACGAUAUCUUAUUGACCUACACGUUUAUCGAAG
Molecule: messenger RNA, 791 nt
Organism: Acaulospora morrowiae
Lineage: Eukaryota; Fungi; Glomeromycota; Glomeromycetes; Diversisporales; Acaulosporaceae
Source: the annotation of a GenBank genome assembly